Molecule: messenger RNA, 351 nt
Organism: Apis florea (little honeybee)
Lineage: Eukaryota; Metazoa; Arthropoda; Insecta; Hymenoptera; Apidae
Product: phosphopantothenoylcysteine decarboxylase subunit VHS3-like
Source: RefSeq, a predicted model, not a curated record
AUGAAUACAGGGUUGAAAAUUGAAAGUAAUGAGCAGGGCAACAAUUAUAAAUAUAAAUUGUUAUUAUAUCUUUGGGACGAGUCACAAUUGGGUGUUUCUGUUGCAGGGUAUGAAGAGGUGGUGGAAGAGGAACUGAGACCGGUUUACGAUGACGAGGAAUUGAUGGAGCUGGUUAGUGAAAAUGAUGAUGUUGAGGAUGGCGGCGAUGAGGAUGAAGAUCGUAUGGAAGACGAUGAUGAUGAUGAUGAUGAUGACGAAGAUGAUGAGGAUGGUGAGAAUUAUGAGGGCGAUAAGAAUGAUGAGGAUGACGAUGAUGAGGAUGACGAGGAAGAGGAACAGGAAGAGGAUUAG